Meloidogyne enterolobii is the source of this 379-nucleotide messenger RNA. The record is from the annotation of a GenBank genome assembly. NCBI's taxonomy places the organism in Eukaryota, Metazoa, Nematoda, Chromadorea, Rhabditida, Meloidogynidae.
UGAUGAUGAUAAAGAUGGAGGAUGAGGUAGUUUUUGGGGUUUGAAAUUAAUUAUCGAUUUAACAUCUUUAGUAGAUUGAGGAAAAGAUGGAAGAGAAAUAUCAUCAGUUGUCAAUAUUUCAUCAUCAUCUUCGACUAUGUUAGACGAUGGACGUGUAGAAUUGGUACUCAUUAUUGCUCCCUUAGGCGUAGCUACCAUUUCUACUUUGACAGGCCUAUUUUGUUGCUCAUUUCUCAUUUGUAAAUACCGCCUGAGUUCUUGGUUAUAUUUUACAUUUUUUGCACUUGGAUUAUCUUUCUUUCUUUUAAUUUUUUCAAGAUCAUUUCUAAUUAAAUCGAGAUUAGGUUCACCGGUAUCAAAUGUAGUUAGUCCUUUAUAA